Molecule: messenger RNA, 438 nt
Organism: Ostreococcus lucimarinus CCE9901
Lineage: Eukaryota; Viridiplantae; Chlorophyta; Mamiellophyceae; Mamiellales; Bathycoccaceae
Exons: 1
Coding region: 1-438 (145 amino acids)
Source: RefSeq, a predicted model, not a curated record
AUGUUGGGUAAAACGCUCAAGUUCCAAGCGCUCGUCAUCGCGCUCGUCGCGGUGUCGUGCGUGAUCGAAGACGGCGCGCAGGCGAUCGCGAAGAAGAUUACGCGAUGCGUCGUGCGCGACUUUACGUUGGCGACGGUGUCGCACAUCGCCGCGGGAGCGGCGAGUUCGACGAAGAAAGCGUUGGCGAAGGUAAUGUUACUUAUGCAUGCGUUCUCCCUGUUCGACGUGUACGUGCGCGGGAGCUCGUGCUGCCCGACGAAGCUCAUGGCGGCGCAGGCGUGCGCCGGCGCGCUCGCGUACGGGUUGUACGGCGGCGCGUUACCGAUCCCGAAGAUCGGUGGUGGUAAGAAGAAGUCGGCCAAGAAGUCGUCGUCUUCAGCCAAGAAGGCGACGCCCAAGCGUGCGAGCUCGAGAUCGAGCUCGAGAUCGCGAAAGUGA